AGAAAACUCGCGGCUUGUCCCGCAGAGUCUUGGGUGUCGCAGCACGGGAUGCUUGCACUGCUGAUGAUCACGGCGGCGCCUUUGUCGGAGAAAUGCAAACGCUCGGAGCGACUAGAAAACGGGGAGCUGAGACCGAGGCCCGGUACAGUCGAUUCACGACCAGUGGUAUCUGCAGUUUGUUCCAGCGUCUCAUCGUCCUUUCAACCGGAGUCUCCUCAGAUCGUCAGUAUGACCUGCGUAUCUUCGAGAACAACCUUCAUCCCUGCUCCAUCUGCUCUCUGCAGUGAGCAUCUCAACCUCGUCAAGACUUCUUCAUCGUCAUCGUCCGGCUGGUGCAGCGCCGCCCGCGCCGUGUGUUGCACGACCAUCGGAGACUUCGACGGGACGCUACUGCCUGGCUGCAUGUCCCCAAUCGCCUCCUACUCUCCCCUACUCCUCCGACCCACCAUCUCCAUCUCCCCGAGCUUCUGCUGCGAGACUAUCUCCUCGUCUUCGUCGUCGACUGUCGCCUCGAAGGCUGCGGCAGCAUCGGCAGUGGAGUCGCUCAAAUGGUGCGAGGCUCGCCGCAUCGGAUCCGAACCGGCCAACCUGCAGAGCUGGCUUUCGAUCGCCAGUCUCGCCGAGUCCCCCGGCUGCUAUUGCGGGGAGGAAGAGGAGGACGACGUGUUCACGGUCACCGCCUGCAGAGAGCUCGAGGGAGACUCGUGGAGCGCCUGUGAAGAUCUCGACGAUGAGGAAGAGGAGUUUUGGCUUGAAGGCUGGGAGGAGUUCAUUAUCCCCUCGCGAGAGAUCAGUCUCACGAGCGUCAUCUCACACAACUGCGAGGAGACCGUUUUCGGUGGAUACUGGCACGGCAGUGUCCAGGUCAUAUCCAGAGAGGCCAGAAGUGGCUAUGACACUCGGUGUUUCUGCCAUGAGGUGGCUGCCCUGAACAAGAUCAGACACGAGAGCAUCCAGCUCUUCAUGGGCAUCACCCUCGACAUGGGAGGAGGUCAUCUCGGUCUCGUUAUGAGUCCUCUGAAGGGUGAGUCGCUGCAUACCAGGCUCCACGUCCACUGCCACCAGUUCUCCAUGUCUUCCAAGUUCAAGAUUGUCAAGCAGAUCUGUGAGGGAAUGGAGUACCUCCACUCUAGAGGCAUCUCCCACGGACGUCUCUCUGCCUCCACCGUCUACAUCCACAACAGAGUCUGCAUCAGGUUCAGACCUCAGGUCUGUCUCCCUCGCUGCGUCCCGUGUGACGAUCUCAUCUCGCUGCCUCCCGAGGACAUACGAACUCUCGCUCACAGUGGAGGGAGUCUGGUCCUACCCAAUCCUCCCGCCCUCAAGCCGGACGUCUUUGCCUUUGGCACCCUAGUCUACGAACUGGUUCUUCUGGGGAAGCCAUUCAAGAACGUGCCUCGAGAGUGUGUCAUCUGGCGAGUCGGAAGCGGCCGGCUCCAGCCUCUCUCCCUCCUCCCCCGCGACAGACUGAGAGGGAUCAUCCAACGCUGCUGGAAGCUCAACCCUGACUCCAGACCCACCUUCAAGACCAUUCUAUCUGAUGUGGAACAGAACGUCCCAGUGUUCUCACCUCAGACUAGCAACGGACUCCAACGCUCCCUCUCCCUCCCUUCAGUCCUCACUGACCCUCCCUCCCCCACCCUCAUCUACUAGAGGACACACUCCCCCCCUCCCCUUCCCCGACCCUCGUCUACUGCAGGACACACUUGUCUAGAAAACACACUCUCCCAACAUCACCUACUGCUCUCCCCCUUCUCGUCUGGAGUACGCGCCUCGACCGCAUCUACUAAAAGACACACUACCCCUCCCACCCAUAUCUACAAGAUGACACUCUUUUCCAACCUCUACUGGAGGACACACUACCCCUCCACCAACCCUCGACACUCUCUGCGAACCUUUCCCAAAGGACACACUCUCCCCUUCUCACACUUUGCCAUCACGGGCACCAGCUCUCCAGUCACUCUAUUACUCAACUGUCGGACCUGUUGUGUUGUGUUGUUGUCAUGACAUCAUCACAUAAUUAUCGCCAGAACUCCCCUCCUCAUCUCUCCACUGUGCCGACUAACUAACAUCUCCCACAUCGCCGCAUCGCAGCGCCACAUCGCAGUGCCACAUCGCAGCGCCACCACAAGCAACACUGACUUGUUCCAAGUCACUGGCAUCACUUUAAACAGUUGUCAUUUUUAAAACUCUUUCUCCGGGACUUGUUGUUGUAAUCGCGACACUGUUCCCUUCUCAGCUAUUUUUGUAUCAACUCCGUCAAACUCAGUUUCACUGGCUAGCCAUCACUCAUUCUCCUUCUGGUUGCUACACUCAAACACAGCCGUAAACCUUAUUUUUCCAGUAAUUUGCCACUCUAUAAUCAUAAACCAUGCUAUUUUUUCUUGUACCGCAUCACUUUAUAGUUUUGUGUACUGAGGAACCAUUUUUACUGCUUCAACAGCCUCACCCAAAUUUCUCUCUUUCAUCACUUUGCUGGCUGAACCAGUACACUAUAAUAUUAAUAAUUUAUACUUUCUCAGAUCACUCACUAUAAUAGCUAUAUAGGCUGCAAUAUUAUUUUUACUGUCCCAAACCGGUGGUUCCUCGUAAUAUCAUCUCAAUUGUGUUACAACUGCACCUUUUUACCUUUUUCACAGAGAGCAUCGUUCAUUUCAUCCGUCAGUCACUUUUUAUGCUGCCACACUUGUCGACUAAAACCUUUGCUUGACUGCAUUAUACAUGUAUGUAUAUUUUACCACACUUCACUUAAGAUAUUUUUUGUGUCUUGUACAAUCUCCCUCAUUCCACGACAGACCGUUGCAUAAUUCCGCCACUCAUCACCCGCCGCACAUUAUGUUAAAAAAUUAAUAAUGACUAUUG
Messenger RNA from Geodia barretti, 2862 nucleotides. NCBI's taxonomy places the organism in Eukaryota, Metazoa, Porifera, Demospongiae, Tetractinellida, Geodiidae. The record is from the annotation of a GenBank genome assembly.